Candoia aspera is the source of this 1059-nucleotide messenger RNA. Its product is annotated as basic salivary proline-rich protein 1-like. The transcript has a single exon. The record is from RefSeq and is a predicted model, not a curated record. The coding region runs from base 1 to 1059 and encodes 352 amino acids. Lineage: Eukaryota; Metazoa; Chordata; Lepidosauria; Squamata; Candoiidae.
AUGCUGCUGCUGCCGCUGCUGCCGCCGCCACCGCCGCCACUCGGCCCCGCAGAAUCCCCGCCUCAGCCCGGGAGGCUGUCGCAGCAACCCCGCAGUGGCGGCGAGGGGCUGCAGCGUGCGCCGCGCGAGGGCGGCGAUCCUGCCCGGGCGCGCGCUCGACGCCCGAGGAGGAGCGAGGCUCCUGGAAUGGGGGCGGGGGGAGAACGGAGAGGAGGCUCCCGCGGGCCGAGCAUCCGCGGCGAGCCCACCCGCUGCCCGAGCGGGCCCGCGCGGCACGGGGGAGGAGGGGCGGCGGGAGGCGGGGCCCGCUCCCCCGCCGCCCUCAUCGCCGCCCCUCCCCCACCCGGGGAAGGCCUGCCCCUCCCCCACCACAACAAAGCGAGGGCGCCACCCCCUCGCGCAGCCCAGGCCUGGGGCCUACGCCGCCCCCUCGCUCCUCCGCCAAGCCGGCGCCCACUCGGCCCCGCGCCCUCGCCGCUCCCGCUCGGCCCCCCGCGCCCGGCCGCCCCGGAGACCAACCUCCUCGCCCCCGAGCUGCGCCUCUGCCACCCUCGUUCUUUCUCGCUGGCUGCCCCUCACCGCUCCGCACCCGCCAUUGGCUGCCCAGACCCGGCCCCGCCCCGCCCCCUCUUCGCUCCGCCCGCAACCCGCUCCGCGCGCGAGGCCAUUGGCUUCCGCGGCCGUCCAUCCGGGGGAGCGGCGGCGCGGAAUGGAGGAAGAGGGAAGGGCGGGGUGGGACUAGGCGCCGCCCCCCCCGGCCCUGGCUCUACGCCCCUCCUCUCGCUCGCGGCCUCAGCAAACACCGAUUGGCGUCGGGAGAGGCGACCCAUCGCCCUGACGCGAGGCGCGCUCGCUCCGGGGAGGGAGGGAGGCAACGGAGGAGGGCCGAAGGUAGCUCCGGAUUGGCCGCGGCGGGCAUCAAGUCAGCCCUCCAGACUCUGGGACCCGCCUCUUUCCCCGCCCUCUUCCUCGCGUUUUCGCGACCAGAGUCGGUGGGGGGGGCUUCGCAAAAAUUGGGUUGAGCCGCAGGAAGGAGCUUGGCAGAUUCCUCCGCUUUAG